UAAUAUGACCUCCUACAAUAGAGUGGUUGCACGUGACGUCACAGAUCGGCUGUCCGCCAUUUUGGAGACAACGGUUCUUUGUUUUCAAUAGUCGAAGCGUGUUAUACGAACAGCGAUACAAUGCCUAAGGUGAAGGGGAACUAUUGUAAUGUUGAGGGAUGUCACAAUCGAUCACAAACAGACAAAGAAAAUAAGAAACAUUACUACAGACUACCAGCUGUUAUUAGAAACCAAGGGAAAGAAUGUGAAAAUCUCAGCUCUGACCGACGACGAUUGUGGCUUUCAAAGUUGAACCAGAACAUGGACGGCAAAAAUUUAUCAAAUGUUCGCAUUUGUUCAGAACAUUUUAUAAAUAAAAAAAAGGCUGAAUUGUACCAAAAAAACAGUCCAGACUGGAUACCAACAGUUGAUAUGUCGAAAGCAGCAACGGAAAAACCAGAUUCAAAGUCACCUGCUGCUAACAAACGGUACCAGAGAAAAGUUGACAGAGCAGAGAAAUGUGAUGCAGCUAACACUUUGCUAGAACUAAACACAAUGUUUGAAACAGAUGCACAUGAUGAUUCAGAUUGUGUUUCGGAUGCUGAAACAGGUACUGCUAUUCAGACCGAUAUUGACCAGCCACUCUUUUCAGCCAUGCAUGAAGAAUUACAGUCACUUAGGACUGAAAAUGUAACAUUAAGUCGACAAAUCUGUAGUGCAUCAUCACAGUUCAAGGUAUUUGAAUUCGAAGGAGAUGAUGAAAAAGUCAAGUACUUUACAGGCCUGCCGAAAUUUACACUGUUAAUUUCCAUUUUCCAUUUCUUGGAAUCAUGUUUGCCAAUGAAGCAGUCUUUGGAUAAAUUUCAGAUUUUGAUCUUAUGUUUAAUGCGUUUACGAUUGAAUUUGUCUUUACAGUUAUUGGCCUAUCAGUUUAAUGUGUCACAAAGCACAGUUGCUAGAUACUUUGCAGAAACAAUUUCUGUGAUGUACAUAAAAAUGAAAUUUUUAUUGAUAGACCUUCAAAUGUACUAGCAAGAGCCCAAACCUGGUCGAGCUAUAAACAUCAUAACACUGCAAAAUAUUUAAUUGGCAUCACCCCACAAGGGUCCAUAUCAUUCAUAUCAUUAGGAUGGGGAUGUCGUGUAAGCGAUAAAUAUAUCACUGAAAACUGUUCCUUUCUGUCACAUGUUUUGCCUGGUGACAUCAUUAUGGCAGAUCGAGGUUUUGAUAUAUCUGACACACUAGGGAGUGUAUGUGCUGAAGCACGAAUACCAGCAUUCACAAAAGGAAAAAGCCAACUGUCACCACUAGAUGUUGAAAGUACCCGGAAACUGGCCAGUAAUCGAAUACAUGUGGAACGUGUAAUUGGAAUGGUUCGCCAAAAAUACACCAUUCUUAGUGCUACACUUCCAAUUGAAUUUCUGAUCACUAAAGAAGGAGAAAGAGUUGCCCAGUUAGACAAAAUGGUUCACAUAUGCUGUGCUCUUGUAAACUUGUGUCCAUCAGUUGUAGAUUUUAACUGAGUAUAUGAACAGACAUAGACUAUAACAUUACAAGUGACCGACAUACCAUAUUUGUGAAAAACUAUGUACAUGUCUGUAGUAAUUUAUAACAUUUAUUUGUAAAAUAUAUGUAAUCUGAUAAAUAAGUCAUAUUUACUAUUGUACAUAUUUUAUGCCAUUAGACAUUGUUAUUAUGCUUUAGAUAUAUAUGAUUAUGAAUAUUGUCCAAUGCCCAUCUUGUUUAGGAGAGCACUUAUAUAGGCUCUGCCUGUUGUGCAAUCCUUUUGAUUCUUUUUUGAUCAAUAAAAUAUCUCAAAACAAAACAAAUUUACUGUCAAAUGUUCCAUGACGUUUUCACUGAAACAGGGUUCGAAACUGACAUGGAGCAAUAUGCAAUAACCAC
Molecule: messenger RNA, 1884 nt
Organism: Gigantopelta aegis
Lineage: Eukaryota; Metazoa; Mollusca; Gastropoda; Neomphalida; Peltospiridae
Exons: 2
Coding region: 121-1011 (296 amino acids)
Source: RefSeq, a predicted model, not a curated record